This is a messenger RNA of Staurois parvus, 1485 nucleotides long. NCBI's taxonomy places the organism in Eukaryota, Metazoa, Chordata, Amphibia, Anura, Ranidae. The record is from the annotation of a GenBank genome assembly.
AUGGAGAUGGACAACUUAGGAGAUGGAGAAGAAGCUCAUAUGUUGAAUGGAAGCGUGUCGGAAAGUCUGAACACAAGAGCAACACUAGAAGAAGGUUAUGAAGCCGACGAGCCAGCCAGCCAAGAACAGGAAGGAUUCCUGCACCAUGUCUCCAGUCAGAAAAGCCAUUUUACUGACUUUGAAGGCAAGACGUCAUUUGGGAUGUCAGUGUUUAACCUGAGCAAUGCCAUUAUGGGUAGUGGGAUCUUAGGUCUGGCCUACGCAAUGUCCAACACAGGAAUCAUUCUUUUUGUGAUCCUUUUAAUAUGCAUUGCUCUCUUGUCUGCUUAUUCCAUCCACCUCCUCCUCAAGUGUUCAGGUGUCGUUGGUAUGCGUGCCUAUGAACAGCUUGGCAUGAGAGCAUUUGGACCCGUGGGGAAGAUUAUGGCAGCAUUGAUUAUAACCAUCCAUAAUGUCGGCGCUAUGUCCAGUUAUUUAUACAUUAUUAAGUACGAGCUGCCACUCGUCAUCCAGACUUUCAUGGGGUUGACAACGAAAACUGAGGCUUGGUAUUUACAAGGUAACGUGCUCAUCAUCAUUGUCACAAUCUCCGUCAUUCUCCCCCUCGCUCUCAUGAAACAUCUGGGUUAUCUGGGAUACACAAGUGGCUUCUCUCUAAGCUGUAUGGUUUUCUUCUUGAGUGUGGUCAUGUACAAGAAGUUUGUAAUACCUUGUCCCCUGAGCAACUCAACAACCACAGAGCACCACCUCUACACCAACGGUUACAAUACAACUACUGUCAAAGGGGAGGAGUGCGCCACUAAGAUGUUUACUCUGAACACUCAGACUGCAUAUGCCAUCCCCAUCGUUGCUUUUGCUUUUGUUUGCCACCCUGAAGUUCUGCCCAUAUACACCGAGCUCCGCAGAGCUACCAAGGCCCGAAUGCAGAAUGUAGCCAACGUGUCUAUCUUUGCUAUGUUUAUCAUGUACCUGUUAACUGCAAUUUUUGGCUACUUGACUUUCUAUGGUGAAGUGGAAUCGGAGAUGUUGCACACAUACAUGAAGGUAGACCCCCUUGAUAAGCUGAUGCUGUGUGUUCGCCUUGCUGUACUGGUGGCCGUCACCCUCACUGUGCCAGUCGUCUUGUUUCCGAUCCGCAGAGCCAUCCUGCAGCUCCUCUGCCCAGGACAGGACUUUCGAUGGUGGAGACAUACGCUUAUUGCCGUCUGCUUGCUCUUUGCGGUCAACUUGCUGGUUAUCUUUAUUCCAAACAUCAAAGAUAUUUUUGGUGUCAUUGGAGCCACUUCAGCACCAAGCCUGAUUUUCAUCCUUCCAAGCAUAUUCUAUAUAAGAAUUGUUCCUAAUGAAAAGGAACCGCUGUUUUCUCGUCCAAAGAUUCAGGCUGCCAUCUUUGCUGCCAUGGGCUUCGUGUUCAUGAUCAUGAGUUUGAGUUUUAUCAUUGUGGACUGGGUGACAACGGGAAAAAGCAAUGUCGGGGGUCACUAG